This is a messenger RNA of Yarrowia lipolytica CLIB122, 489 nucleotides long. Lineage: Eukaryota; Fungi; Ascomycota; Dipodascomycetes; Dipodascales. The record is from RefSeq and is a predicted model, not a curated record.
AUGAUGGACUGCAUCGUCUACAUGUGGAUGGAUGCACAACUUAAUGUGAGUUUUUUUUACCUCCAGCUGGCGACAAAAGCGAAAAAGAGCCGACUCCCAAGCAAUGGAGAUGCAAGAGCACUCGCGAGAAAGAGGGGACACCUAUACGGCUUGGUGGAGAUGAUGAGUAGAUGCUUGCAAAGAUGCGCCUCUCAUGUGCCACCGGAAACAGUGCAAGGUGGGAAACGGCGACCCACGGGGGGGUGGAGGAGAUGUCACGUGAGCGGAGCUUGUCGGGAGGUAUCGGCAGUUAGAAUGAGAGGGGUACUUCUACCGAGAGUUGUUCUUCGUUGUUGUUUUACGGUUUUUUUUUUUUUUUUUUUUUUUUUUCCCUGUGCUGGUCGCGAAAUUUAUUCUUAUGCGAAAACAAACAAAAACGAAAAAGGAGGAGGACCCAGGGGGACACCACGAACAGGCCCUGGCUCUACUCUUAGUAAGCGUUAUGGCUAA